Molecule: messenger RNA, 717 nt
Organism: Acanthamoeba castellanii str. Neff
Lineage: Eukaryota; Discosea; Longamoebia; Acanthamoebidae
Product: clavaldehyde dehydrogenase
Exons: 6
Coding region: 1-717 (238 amino acids)
Source: RefSeq, a predicted model, not a curated record
AUGGCGAACAAGACCAACAUCAAGGACUUGGUGGCGUUGGUGACCGGCGCCAGCUCGGGAAUCGGGCAGGCCUGCUGCCUGGAACUCGCGCGCAAGGGCUGCCACAUCGGUGCCGUGGCCCGCAGCGAAGACAAACUGAAAGAGGUGGUCGAGGAAUGCCGAAAACUGGGGGUCAAUGCGGCGGCGAUCACGGCCGACCUCAGCUCGGCCGACGGGGCGCAAUCGGCGAUCGAUGCGUGCGUGCAGAAGUUGGGCGGACUCAACAUCCUCAUCAACGCAGCCGGGACGUGGGGAGGGACGGAGAAGCCGCUGGAGGAGUGGGAGAAGUGCAUCAACCUCAACCUCAUGUCCCUCAUGCGCCUCACCAACCUCGCCGUCCCCCAUCUCGAAAAAAAGGAGGGCGGCGCCAUCAUCAACAUCGCCAGCAUCUCCGGGCGUAUGGCCAUGGGCGAAGCCGCCCCCUAUUGUGCGUCCAAGUACGGGGUGGUGGGGUUCUCGCUGUCAAUGUUCGAGGCGCUGCGGGAGAAGGGCAUCAAGGUGUGCUCCAUCGAGCCGGGCAUGGUCAACACGCCCAUGGUCACCGGCGACCGGCUCGACCGCUCCAAGAUGAUCCAGCCCGAGGACAUCGCCCACACCGUCGCCUUCGUCGCCAAGUUCCCGAUGACGGCGUGUCCGAAGGAGAUCAUGAUCUCACCACAGAAGAGCCCCAGACAGUGA